CAGACAGACAAAUAGAGAACACCGAUCAUAAUAAUUAUUCGAAUGGCAACAGGUAAUCGACAACAACAACCGGCAUUAUCGCAAAUAGCCGCAAUCAGCAACGAUAACGAUAACGAUAACAACAACAAUAUGACUCUGAUUAAUGAAAAAACCAAAAUUUACUGUGAACGCAUUACCCGGGUUUAUGAUCGAUUAAAAAAUGGUUUUAAACAAAUAAAUAUAUCAUCAGAACAAUCCACAUCAAAUAACGUGGAUAAUAAUAAAGGUGUCCAAUAUAUCAAUCAGAACAACAACAAUAACCAUAAUGAAAACGGUAUAAAACUACUUGAUGAUGAAAAUUCUGGAUCUGAUCGAACUUCUCCUCCUGUUGUUAAGAAUUUAUGGCAUGAAAAAAUUGAUAAACAUGAUAAACAGCUUGAAUAUCUGACUAAUCAAAUGUAUCGUAAAUGUUUACAUAAAAAUGGAUAUGAAACUAAUGAUAGUAAUUGGUUUCUAGCCAAAGGAGGUUUUGGUUUAGUAUUCCGUAUUGAACGUAAUGGUAUUCAUUAUGCAUGUAAAGUGAUAUCGAAUGUAAUGCAAAAAUUGAAUGCGCAAUCACAACAACAACAACAUAAAAAUAACAAUAUACUCAAUACGAUUAAAAUGAAAUCACGAUUCUAUAGUGAAGUAAAUAUAAUGCGUCGUGCUAGUCGCCAUGAAAAUAUUGUCACAUUGAUUGAUUAUUUUGAAAAUGAUUGCCCAUUCGAUGAUCAUGAUCAUCAAGUAAUAAUCAACCAUUGUGAUUCAACCGAUAAAUCGGCUGGUGAUGAAGCAGCGGCGGCUGUGGCUAUCGGACAACAACAACAACAACAACAGAAUCCACCAUUAUAUAAAUGUUGUUUCAUUAUCAUGGAAUAUGCCAAUUCACAGACAUUAAGUCAAUAUCUAAAUUACCGGAAAUUAAAUGAAAAUAUAUGCCGUUUAGUGUUUGCCGAUAUGGUGAGUGCCGUUCGAUUUCUGCAUCAACAACGAAUCGUACAUCGGGAUAUAAAACUGAGCAAUAUGCUAUUACAUCGACCAUCUUUUUCUACUAACAAUAAUCAUCAUCGAAAAAUUGAUCAACGUUUUAAUUAUAUAGUCAAACUAUGUGAUUUUGGUCUAAGUACGUUGCUUGAUCAUCGUAAUGAUGAAAGUUCAACAGAUAUUAACAACAGCAACGAUGAACGAGAAAUAUUCUUCAAACCGGUGGGCACAUCUAUCUAUAUGGCGCCAGAAAUUUUACGUUCAUAUUAUUUUUAUUCGAAAAAAAAUAUCGAUAUGAUUAGUCCAUAUUGUGCAUAUAAAGGUGAUGUUUGGGCAUUAGGCGUUUGUCUAUUCUAUACAUUACAUGGUUUCUAUCCAUUGGAUGUUGUACGUUUCAAUACAAAACAGGAACGACUGCAAGCAUUGAAAAGAAUAUUUGAACCAUCCAACGAAUGGCAACAACAAUAUCGUAAUGAUGUAUUGUACACGCAAAUAUAUGGUAGAAAUAUUGAAAAAAGACUUCGAAAUUAUAAUUAUCGAUUAAGCUCUGAUUGUCGAGAUUGUCUAUCAUGGAUGUUGGCCAUACAGCCAACAAAACGAGCCACAAUCGAACAGAUUGGUGAACAUCCAUUUAUGGCCAACAACAACAACAACAAACAAUAGCACAAAGAACCGUCGUAACAAGACAAACAUUAUUUAAAAAAUUGUUCACAUUUUUUUUGCGUGUACAUGUGAUGAGGGAGUGUGUUUGCUGGUCAUCUUAUUAAAGAAAAAAGCUCUCAAAUAUAUAAUUGACAUAAGCCGAUUUGUUUUUACCAAAUUAAUCGCUCAAUUAAUGGUCAAA
Dermatophagoides farinae (American house dust mite) is the source of this 1846-nucleotide messenger RNA. RefSeq lists its product as uncharacterized. Gene Ontology annotation, biological process: regulation of autophagy; peptidyl-serine phosphorylation. Gene Ontology annotation, molecular function: ATP binding; protein serine/threonine kinase activity. Gene Ontology annotation, cellular component: cytoplasm. Lineage: Eukaryota; Metazoa; Arthropoda; Arachnida; Sarcoptiformes; Pyroglyphidae. The record is from RefSeq and is a predicted model, not a curated record.